CUGUUGUUCAGUAUGAAUAGAAGAAGAACUGAGCCCGGCGUUAAAUUGUGGAUAGGUCAUAGGCAAUUUGUUUAAAUAUAUUAUUAUCUUAUAUACUAAACGGUAUUAGUAAAAGUUGAAUGUGGGAAGUUUGUGGUGUCCCGGGAUUUAUUUUCUGGUGAAGUAAGCUAGCAUCCAGCGUCCCGUCGCCCCCUCUUCUUCUUCUUCAUGGUUUCUGCUGGUGAGUCCGCCAGGCAGCAAGGCUAACAAAUUAAUGCCAUCAGCCAGGAACUCGGGUCAUAUUAUGAGCGGGGUGAGUUGUAAAGCUAAUGGCGCCGUGUAUCCUGCCUCAUCAGCGGUGGUGAACUCCGUAAAGAAGCCGAAGAUGGAGCAGAUUCAGGCCGACCAUGAGCUCUUCCUGCAGGCCUUCGAAAAGCCCACUCAAAUAUACAGAUUUCUCCGCACGAGGAACUUGAUUGCACCCAUAUUUUUGCACAGGACGCUUACCUUCAUGUCCCAUAGAAAUGCUCGAACAAAUGCCAGAAGGAAAAUGUUCAAAGUGGAUGAUAUGUUGCAGACCGUGGAAAAGAUGAGAGGAGAGCAGGAAUCUCCAAGCUUGUCUUCACAUCUACAGCUAACCUUCACUGGGUUCUUCCAUAAGGAUGAAAAGCCAUGUCAGAAUUCAGAAAACGAACAAAAUUCUGUGUCCUUAGAGGUGCUACUUGUCAAAGUCUGCCAUAAAAAACGCAAGGAUGUCAGCUGCCCAAUAAAGCAAGUGCCUACAGGUAAAAAGCAGGUGCCUUUGAACCCUGACAGCAAUCAAACCAAGCCUGGUUCCUACCCUUCCUUACUGGUCUCCAGCUGUGAGUUUGAGCCCAGCAACAGCCACAUGGUCAAGUCCUACUCCCUCCUGUUCAGGGUAUCACGCACAGGAAGGAGAGAUUCCAAUGGUCUGGUUAAUGGGGAGGCUAAUGAAAACAUUGAUGUAAUAGAUACUCCAACUAGAAAGAAGAGGAGCUCAGCUCAUCGAGAUGAGGGCGAGACCACAGAGACUUAUGUUGCACAGAUGACUGUUUUUGAUAAAAAUCGGAGGUUGCAGUUGUUGGAUGGUGAGUAUGAGGUGUCAAUGCAAGGAAUGGAAGACAGUCCGGUGAGCAAGAAGCGAGCCACAUGGGAAACUAUUCUUGAUGGCAAGAGGCUGCCACCAUUUGAGACAUUUUCUCAGGGACCCACCUUGCAGUUCACAUUGCGUUGGACUGGUGACGCCAGCGGAAAGUCCACUGCCCCUGUAGCUAAACCCCUUGCUACCCGCAACUCUGAUAGCUCCAGCCCCAUGGAGACCAGGACCAGCAAUCACCGAGCUACCGUCGUGAGUAAGGAUGGGGACAAAAAACAGGCAGUGAAAGAGUCAGUCAGCACAGACAUACAGACAAGGAAGGAGCAAGUCCCGUGUGAGCCGCGACAGAAGCUGCGUAUAUUUUAUCAGUUUCUGUAUAACAAUAAUACACGGCAGCAGACUGAGGCAAGAGAUGACCUCCACUGUCCCUGGUGUACCCUCAACUGCAGCAAACUCUACAGCCUCCUCAAACACCUAAAACUCUCUCACUCUCGCUUCAUCUUCAACUAUGUGCCUCACCCCAAAGGAGCAAGAAUAGAUGUGUCCAUCAACGAGUGCUAUGAGGGCUCCUAUGUAGGCAACCCUCAGGACAUCCACAGCCAGCCUGGCUUUGCUUUCAGCCGCAACGGCCCAGUCAAGAGAACCGCGGUUACUCAUAUACUGGUUUGCAGGUAACUGUUGACCAAACCGAGCCUGUCUGAGUUCCUGGAGUCAGAGGAUGGAGAACUGGAGCAGCAGAGGACUUAUGUCAGCGGACACAACCGCCUGUACUUCCACAGCGACAGCUGCAUGCCGCUGCGGCCCCAGGAGAUGGAUGUGGACAGCGAGGACGAAAGAGACCCAGAGUGGCUCAGAGAGAAAACUGCUACGCAACUUGAUGAGUUCACAGAUGUCAAUGAGGGAGAGAAGGAGGUGAUGAAGUUAUGGAACCUGCAUGUCAUGAAGCACGGCUUCAUAGCGGACAACCAGAUGAAUCAGGCCAUCAUGCUUUUUGUGGAGAACUGUGGCACGCACAUCAUCCGCCGUAAUCUGUGCCGCAAUUUCCUUCUACAUUUAGUCAGCAUGCACGACUUCAACCUGGUCAGUACAGCCACCAUUGACCGCGCCAUGGCCCGUCUGCGACAGCUCCAAGACGAACUGCCAGACACCGAGGAAGAUCAGCAGGACCCAACUCUGGUGACAGGAUUAGCUUGCAACGGCAACGCCGUGGCUUCCAGUGGAGUAAAGCAGGGCAAGAGGACAAAAAGCGCGCUAACAGACUGAUGUAGGCUUAAUGGAUGGGACGAUGAUUGUCAUUUCUUUCUUUUUAUUUCCCGUCUGUGAACAUUAUCGAACCUUUGGUGCUUAGAUUUGUGGGAGAACCUGUCAGCAGAGGAUCUGACCUGAAGCAAACCAGUAUACAAGAAACAAGUGUUGGGGACUUAAGAACUGAACCAAAUAUGAACAAUGUAAGAUUGAGGACCCACAUCUAAACAAUGCAGGAAUCAGAUGACUGGAUGAUGCAAGUUGUUCCUACUUGAUGUGCGUUUUGUAGGAUGCUGAGUUAUCAGUCGCUGGAUUGGUGCACAAACCCAGAGUCUUGUUGUGGCAUGACUGCCUUCAUUAUGUUCCUGAAACUGUAUCAGUACUACAGUUCAGCCUAUACUAGUAGUAAUGUCACUCUUAUUUGUACACAUAAACAAUAACUUUUUUUAAUCCUUUUAGCUGACGAUCUUAGCACUUGGUGUAUGUAUUUAGAAAACUUGCCUCAAAGUUGUCAUUUUUAAAGUCACGCUGCUCCAAAUGUUAACUGCAGCUUUUCCGCAGUCAGCAGUGGAACACCUUUGGGGUUAAAAUGUCACUUGUUCUCAGUUAUGUUUAAUUUGAAGGGUGAUACUGUUAAAAGGUGACGACAGUAAACACUUGUCCUUCCGCAUCCAGAGUAUAUAAAAUCUGUAAAUCUGAUGACAGUGGUAUCGUAAGCCUUAGAUAGAGAAGACAUUCUGAAUUGAAUCCAGCCUAAAAGUUUCGCUCCGUCACCCCGAAGCCUUUAGGCCUGCAAUGAUUAAAUACCAGGGAUAUUAACUCUUUAUUUUCCCAAGAGUUAUGAAAUAGCCAGCAGUACACGGCGCCGCCGCAUCAUGUAGACUACAGCGUGUUAAGACUUUAAAAUCGACUUUAAUCCUUAUGCUGUCACCC
Messenger RNA from Thalassophryne amazonica, 3274 nucleotides. Its product is annotated as polycomb protein suz12-B-like. The record is from RefSeq and is a predicted model, not a curated record. NCBI's taxonomy places the organism in Eukaryota, Metazoa, Chordata, Actinopteri, Batrachoidiformes, Batrachoididae. Gene Ontology annotation, cellular component: ESC/E(Z) complex; nucleus. Gene Ontology annotation, molecular function: chromatin DNA binding.